Messenger RNA from Diplodia corticola, 738 nucleotides. RefSeq names its product endoglucanase ii. NCBI's taxonomy places the organism in Eukaryota, Fungi, Ascomycota, Dothideomycetes, Botryosphaeriales, Botryosphaeriaceae. The transcript is spliced from 5 exons. The record is from RefSeq and is a predicted model, not a curated record. Bases 1 to 738 code for a protein of 245 amino acids.
AUGAAAUUGUCGACUUUUCUUCCCGGAGCCCUGGCUGCUGUUGCCAAUGCACACGCAAUCUUUCAGCGCGUGUCUGUCAACGGCCAGGACCAGGGCUUGAUGACUGGUGUGCGUACGCCGACCUCGAACAAUCCUAUCCAGAAUGUGCAGGAUUCCAACUUUGCCUGCAACUCCGGAUUCUCCUCUCCCGUCUCCUCUACUGUCAUCAGCGUCCCCGCCGGCGCAGAAGUUGGUGCCCAGUACCAGCACCUCAUAGGCGGUCCUCAAGGGCCAAACGACGCGGACAACCCGAUAGCUGCAAGCCACAAGGGACCUGUCAUUGUUUAUCUUGCCAAAGUAGACAACGCGGCAACGGCUGGCCCAAACGGCCUCGAGUGGUUCAAGAUCUACGAGGAAGGUUUGAGCAAUGGCCACUGGGGCGUGGACACGCUGCUCGAGAACAACGGAUGGACCACCUUCACUAUGCCAGCAUGUGUCCCCUCUGGCCAAUACCUCAUGCGCGUCGAGGUGAUUGCCCUGCACAGUGCCUAUAGCCAAGGCCAGGCCCAAUUCUACAUGUCGUGCGCCCAGAUCAACGUUACCGGUGGCGGCUCUAAGACUAGCCAAACAGUCGCCUUCCCUGGCGGCUACAGUGCCAGUGACCCCGGCAUCCUCAUCAACAUCUACGGCAGCACUAGCCAGCCCGACAACGACGGAAAGGCGUACCAGAUCCCUGGGCCACCUGUUUUGACCUGCUAG